AUGGCCACCUACAAAGUCAAGGUGGCCACGGGUGAUGACCCCUUGUCAGGGACACUGGAUUCCAUCUCGCUGACCAUUGUGGGGACCCAGGGAGAGAGCCAUAAGCAGCUACUGAACCACUUUGGACGAGACUUUGCAACCGGGGCGGUGGACAAGUACACUGUGCAGUGCCAGCAGGACCUGGGCGAGCUUAUCCUCAUCUCCCUGUACAAGGAGCCCUCCCUCUUCCCCAAGGACUCCUGGUAUUGCAACUACGUGCAGAUCUGCGCCCCCAACGGCCGAGUCUACCACUUCCCCGCCUACCAGUGGAUGGAUGGCUACGAGACCCUGACGCUACGGGAGGCUUCAGGAAAGACAACCGCAGACGAAACGCUGCCCAUCCUCCUUGCGCACAGACAGCAGGAGCUCAGAGCCAAGCAGGAAUACUACUGCUGGAGGGUCUUCGUUCCCGGCCUGCCCAACUACGUGAACAUCCCCAGUUACCGGCCUCGUGUGCGUCGGCACCGCAACCCCAACCGACCGGAGUGGAAUGGCUACAUUCCGGGGUUCCCGAUUCUCAUCAAUUUUAAGGCCACCAAGUUCCUGAACUCAAAUCUCCGCUACUCCUUCAUCAAGACCGCCUCCUUCUUCUACCGCCUGGGGCCCAAGGCCCUGUCAUUCAAAGUCCGCGGCCUGCUGGACUGCAAACACUCGUGGAAAAGACUGAAGGACAUUAAGAAAGUUUUCCCUGCCAGCAAGACUGUCAUCUCCGAGUACGUGACCGAGCACUGGGCAGAGGACAGCUUCUUUGGAUACCAGUACCUCAAUGGCGUCAACCCAGGCCUGAUCCGCCGCUGCACGCGGAUCCCAGACAAGUUCCCGGUCACAGACGAAAUGGUGGCGCCAUUCCUGGGCGAAGGAACUUGCCUGCGAGCGGAGCUGGAGAAGGGAAACAUUUACCUGGCAGACUACCGCAUCUUGGAGGGCAUCGCCACCACCGAGCUCAACGGUCAGAAGCAGUACCAUUGCGCUCCCCUCUGCCUGCUUUACUUUGACCCUGAAGGAAACAUGAUGCCCAUCGCCAUCCAGCUCAGCCAGACCCCUGGACCUGAUUGCCCCAUCUUCCUGCCUAGUGACUGUGAAUGGGACUGGCUGUUGGCUAAGACGUGGGUUCGCUAUGCUGAGUUCUACAGCCACGAGGCCAUCUCCCACCUGCUGGAAACCCACCUCAUAGCCGAAGCCUUUGGCCUGGCCAUGCUGAGACAGCUCCCCAUGUGCCACCCCCUCUACAAGCUCCUGGUCCCCCACACCCGAUUCACCAUCCAGAUCAACAGCAUUGGGCGGGCCAUCCUUCUCAACGAGGGAGGGCUCUCAGCCAGGGCCACAUCCCUGGGCCUGGAGGGCAUUGCUGAGGUGAUGGUUCGGGCCCUGUCAGAGAUCACCUAUGACGGACUCUACCUCCCCAAUGACUUCGUGGAGCGCGGAGUCCAGGACCUGCCCCAAUAUUAUUAUCGCGAUGACAGCUUGGCCGUGUGGGAUGCACUGGAGAGGUAUGUGACAGAGAUCAUCACCUAUUAUUAUCCAAAUGACGCAGCCGUGGAGGGUGACCCGGAACUGCAAUGCUGGGUGCAAGAGAUAUUCAAGGAGUGCCUGCUAGGACGUGAAAGCUCAGGCUUUCCCACAUGCUUGCGAACGGUGCCCGAGCUGAUCCGCUAUGUCACCAUUGUCAUCUACACCUGCUCUGCCAAGCACGCGGCUGUCAACACAGGGCAGCUGGAGUUCACCUCCUGGAUGCCCAACUUCCCAUCAUCCAUGAGGAACCCACCCAUGCAGGUUAAGGGGCUGACCACUGAGGAGAUCUUUUUGGACACCUUGCCAGAUGUGAAGACCACAUCCAUCAUCCUAUUGGUGUUCUGGACACUCAGUCGGGAGCCUGACGAUAAGCGGCCCCUGGGUCACUUCCCCGAAAUCCACUUCGUGGAGGAGGUCCCUCUCAGGAGCAUAGAGACGCUGCGCCAACGCCUGGCCCAGAUCUCGCACGACAUCCGCCAGCGCAACAAGAGCCUUCCCAUUCCCUACUACUACCUGGACCCCGUGAUGAUCGAGAACAGCAUUUCUAUCUAG
This is a messenger RNA of Orycteropus afer afer, 2103 nucleotides long. Its product is annotated as arachidonate 12-lipoxygenase, 12R-type. The record is from RefSeq and is a predicted model, not a curated record. Gene Ontology annotation, biological process: linoleic acid metabolic process; lipid oxidation. The transcript is spliced from 15 exons. NCBI's taxonomy places the organism in Eukaryota, Metazoa, Chordata, Mammalia, Tubulidentata, Orycteropodidae. Gene Ontology annotation, molecular function: arachidonate 12(S)-lipoxygenase activity; iron ion binding; protein binding. Gene Ontology annotation, cellular component: perinuclear region of cytoplasm. Bases 1 to 2103 code for a protein of 700 amino acids.